AGAAAUUAUAGACGAUCGAGAAAAAUAUAGAAAAUAGAGUAGAAUAAUCAUCGCCCGGAAAGGAGCCGUAAUGGCCUGUUUACGGACUGCUGGGGUUUCUCCGACGUGUUUCAGGCUCAGUCUUGGUCUCGCUUCUUCGGAGAAAAAGGAACAGAUAUCGAAAAUGUCUCUCACCGGCGUGAAAAUGUCGGAAGACGUUUGGUUAACUUGUGUUACUCAUGCAUUGUCCACUGAGACUGAAGAGAUCAUGGGCCUUCUCCUGGGCGAUAUCGAGCAUUCAAAAAAUGGGAAUGUGACAGCGUUAAUAUGGGGAGCAUCUCCACAAACAAGGUCUGAUCGACGAAAGGACCGAGUAGAGACUAACCCUGAACAGUUGGCUGCUGCAUCUGCUCUAGCUGAGAGAAUGACCAUAUCAACUGGUAGAACAACGAGGGUGAUUGGUUGGUACCAUUCACAUCCUCAUAUCACGGUUCUUCCUUCCCAUGUUGAUGUGCGAACUCAGGGGAUGUAUCAACUUCUUGAUUCUGGGUUUAUUGGAUUGAUAUUUUCUUGUUACAGUGAAGAUGCAAGCAAGGUUGGAAGAAUUCAAGUAAUUGCUUUCCAGUCAUCUGACGGGAAGCAGAGUCAAAUUUCAAGGCCUAUACCUGCAUCUCCUGUGAAUAGAAGCUCUGUUAUUGAUCUUGAUCCAUCUCCAAGUUCCUCUGAGAAUGUGUCAAUAAAAUCUGGUUCCUUCAAGGCAGAGAGUCCAGAUCAGGAUACUGGUGAUUCAAAGAUUACUGGAGCUAAUAAGGGUGGGGGAAGAUCUUCGGACUUGGGGAAUUUCUUUGCUAAUGCUGAUGCUGCCAGUUAUCAAGGGAGAGAAAAAAGUGGAGGAAACUACAAUUCCAACAUUUUGGACAACGCCACUGUUGAUGUCGAUCCUAUGGAUAUGUCAGAAAGUAUGCAGGAAGCCAUGCAUCGCAGCUCUUGAUAUUGAGACCUCAAAUGGUUUUUGUUUGAUAACAGUGGUGCAGAAUAUGUAAGAAAAGAAAUCCCUCUUUAUGUUUUGCCGACUACAUCCCUUACAAACAUUGAUUCCCCACUAUCAUCAUAUACGGAACUGCAACAUGUACUAUUUGAAGAGGAGCGUACUGCAUAUAACCAGGCCAUUUUACAAAACAUGAGGGAUGGGAAGGUGCAUCCUCUUACUUUCAUACACCACACUUCUACGUACCAGGCUUCAUUGUGCAAGUUGAUUGAAUAUUGUCUAAGCCCUGCAAUGCAAGCACUACAAGAUCGAUUGAGAGAAAAUGAAAUUCGGUAUAUACUGAUUUCUUAA
This is a messenger RNA of Prosopis cineraria, 1318 nucleotides long. RefSeq lists its product as uncharacterized. Gene Ontology annotation, cellular component: BRISC complex; BRCA1-A complex. NCBI's taxonomy places the organism in Eukaryota, Viridiplantae, Streptophyta, Magnoliopsida, Fabales, Fabaceae. The record is from RefSeq and is a predicted model, not a curated record. Gene Ontology annotation, biological process: double-strand break repair. Gene Ontology annotation, molecular function: cysteine-type deubiquitinase activity; polyubiquitin modification-dependent protein binding; metallopeptidase activity. The transcript has 9 exons.